Pygoscelis adeliae (Adelie penguin) is the source of this 1188-nucleotide messenger RNA. RefSeq names its product putative Dresden prostate carcinoma protein 2. The record is from RefSeq and is a predicted model, not a curated record. The transcript is spliced from 5 exons. Lineage: Eukaryota; Metazoa; Chordata; Aves; Sphenisciformes; Spheniscidae. The coding region runs from base 102 to 356 and encodes 84 amino acids.
GGUAUGGGGCUGAGCGUGCCUCCCCUUAACUUGUCGGUACCACUUAUGUCUCGCGUCCUAGGCUGAAGGAGAUACCAAGGGCGAUAAGGCCAAAGUUAAGGAUGAGCCACAACGGAGAUCGGCGAGGUUAUCUGCUAAGCCUGCUCCUCCGAAGCCAGAGCCUAAACCUAAAAAGGCAGCUCCAAAGAAGAGCGAGAAGUUGCCCAAGGGAAAGAAGGGGAAAGCUGAUGCUGGCAAGGAGGGAAACAACCCUGCAGAAAACGGAGACGCCAAAACAGACCAGGCACAGAAAGCCGAAGGUGCUGGUGAAGCCAAGUAAAAUGUGUGAAUUUUUGAUAACUGUGUACUUCUGGUGACUGUACAGUUUGAAAUACUAUUUUUUAUCAAGUUUUAUAACAAUGCAGAAUUUUGUUUUACUUUUUUUUAAGCUAUGUUGUUAGCACACAGACCGCUUCGUUGUUGUGUUUUGAGGGGGGGCAGUGGGGACAAAUGUCACUUAGUCUAUUUCUCGGAACCUAAAUUUUAAUACGAAAAGUUUUCCCGGUCCCCCAGUUUUUGGAAGAAGGGCUCUUCCCGAAUAGAGGAGGAAGGGAUUCCUUCAUGCUGCACGUCUGUUAAGUUCUGUGAAGUGCGUCCGAGUGAACGUCGAAGCUCCCAAGAUGCCUGUUGCCGACUUCAAAACUGCAGUUUGUAACGCCCUCUCUAUUGCCUUUCACGCCCUCGUUGUUUGCCUAGAGCCUAUCACUCCGAAAUACGGCAAAAACGGCAUUUUGGGACUUGCCACUCUAAAUGCAUUGUCGGGUGAUCCUGACUUCGGGUGUCUGAUUUGGGAUCUAACGGCUGGAAAAGGAGCUGUACUUCCUCUUUUAUAUUGUGGAUCUUCAGAUUAAGAAACCUGCAUUUUAAUUUUUUUUCCUCUCAAAGUCAGGGUAGGUUUGUGAAGAGUUGUUAAACAACAUGCUAAAUGUGAAAGUGUCCACCCUCACUCUAAACUUUUCCCUUUACAAGUAUGAAAUGAAGAUUCUUCAGUUUUAUAGCAACUUUUACGUUUUGGUAGUCCACGAAGGGAGGGGAGUUUGACAGUUGUUGUAAAAUGUUGCAGAUUGUAGCCCAUGUCCUGCCUAAAUUACCAUGAUUGUUUAUGAAAAGUACCUUUAAUAAAGCUGGAUACGGUUUGGCUUGGACUGU